GGCUGCGACGGGGCCAUGGCGAGCGGCGGCGGCGGCGGCGGCGGGAGCACCGGCGCGGGGGGCGGCCCGGGGCUGGGCCUGAGCCUCGGGCUGGGCCUGGGUCUGAGCCUGGGCAUGGGGGAGGCGAGCGGCGAGGCGGAGGAGGAGGCGGCCACGGCCGAGGCGGUGGGACGUCUGGCCACGACGCUGUGGCUGCGGCUCCGCGGCUGGGAGGCGGUGCUGGCGGCGGCGCAGCGGCUGCUGGUGUGGGAGAAGCCGCUGCACAGCCUGGUCACGGCGGCCGCGCUCAACGGCCUCUUCUGGUUGCUCUCUUCGUCGUCCCUCCGGCCUUUCUUCCUACUCAGCGUCUCACUUUUGGCCUAUUUUCUGCUGGAUCUCUGGCAGCCUCGCUUCUUCCCGGACCUCUCGGCAUCAUCCCCAGAGGAGCCCCACUCUGACAGUGAGGGUGCGGGGUCAGGCGCCCGGCCGCACCUGCUGAGUGUGCCCGAGUUGUGCAGAUACCUGGCUGAGAGCUGGCUCACCUUCCAGAUUCACCUGCAGGAGCUGCUGCAGUACAAGAGGCAGAAUCCAGCUCAGUUUUGUGCUCGAGUUUGUUCUGGCUGUGCUGUGCUGGCUGUGCUGGGACACUACGUUCCGGGGAUUAUGAUUUCCUACAUUGUCUUGCUGAGCAUCCUGUUGUGGCCCCUGGUGGUUUAUCAUGAGCUGAUCCAGAGGAUGUACACUCGCCUGGAGCCCCUGCUCAUGCAGCUGGACUACAGCAUGAAAGCAGAAGCUGAUGCCCUGCAUCACAAACAUGACAAGAAGAAGCGACAGGGGAAGAACGCACCCCCCGGAGGUGAUGAGCCACUGGCGGAGACCGAGAGUGAAAGCGAAGCAGAACUGGCUGGCUUCUCCCCGGUGGUGGAUGUGAAGAAAACAGCCUUGGCUUUGGCCAUUACAGACUCAGAGCUGUCAGAUGAGGAGGCUUCUAUCUUGGAGAGUGGUGGCUUCUCUGUAUCCCGGGCCACAACUCCACAACUAACUGAUGUCUCCGAGGAUUUGGACCAGCAGAGCCUGCCAAGUGAGCCAGAGGAGGCCCUGAGCCGGGAGCUGGGAGAAGGAGAGGAGACCGAGCCGGCCCCCCCCGAAGACCUGCUGGGCCCCCCUCAGGCCCUCUCAAGGCAAGACCUAGACUCGGAAGAGGAGGAAGAUGUGGUAGCCAAGGAAACCUUGCUUCGGCUCUCGUCCCCCCUUCAUUUUGUGAACACGCACUUCAAUGGGGCGGGCUCUCCCACAGAUGGAGUGCAGCUGUCCCCGGGAGGACCAGUGGAGACACUGAGCCCAGAGGCAGUGAGUGGUGACCUCACCACUGCACCAAGCACCCUGUCACCCUUACUUUGCCUUGCUGAGAGUGACCCAGCCCCCUCCCCGUCCCCCUCCAUGCUUCCCCCUCUCCCCCAAGACUUGCCCCAGCCCCUGCCUGCCCCCGAGGAAGAAGAGGCACUCACCACGGAGGACUUCGAAUUGCUGGAUCAGGGGGAGCUGGAACAGCUGAAUGCCGAGCUGGGGUUGGGGCCAGAGACAUCCUCAGAGCCCCCCGAUGCCCCACCCCCUCCAUCCCUGGGGCCCGACACCCUGUCUCUGGUACAGUCAGACCAGGAGGCUCAGGCCAUGGCAGAGCCAUGAGCCACGGGGGAAGGAGUUGCAGGCACAGUAGGGUUUCCUGGCUAGGGGCAUCCCUGGUUCCUCUUCCCUGCUCUAGGGAGAGGGCAUGUGUGGGGAAGCUGGCUGUCAGAUGGGAGCCCGUCCACCCUCCGCCUGCCUGCCUGCCUGCCUGCCUGCUGUCCCAGGCCUGGUACAGUACCCAUGCCUGGGAUUGGUUUUAAGUUUGUAAAUAAUUUUACACUUGGGUUAGUGGAUGUGAACAGGGCUAAGGGAAGUCCUUCCCACCCUGCACUUGCCUCCCUGCCUCAUCUCUCUUCUCAUUCCACUAUGCCUCAAGCCCUGGUGGUCUGGCCCUUUCUAUUUUCCUCCUAUCCUCAGGGACCUGUGCUGCUCUGUCCUCGUGUCCCACUGGUGGUUUAGUUUGGGCACUUUAUCCUUUUCCUCUCCUGUCCCAUGUCCCUCUCUGCUUUAUUUCCUGGCUGUGUCCUGUCCUUUGCAGCUCACUCUGCACUCUUUGCCAGCUCCUCCUCCCCAGCAGGCUGUGGCUAAGCUUCAAGGAGGCUCUUGUCUGGGUGGUACAGACUAAACCUGGAGUGGUAGGUCAGGCCAGUGGUUAUGCGCUUAGGUCACUGUAGCUCACAAAAACUCCACUGCACCCUUGCCCUACUUCAUCCCAACCUUCCCUGAGAAGGGAGGAGAGUGGGAAUCCCACAGCACGUGCACCAGCACUGCAUUAGUGAGCAGCAGCUCCAUCCUGUUGGGAUGAAGGGCUUUCUUAACUAUCCUAGGAAGGUUUAAAGAGACUGCUCUCUAGGGGGCCAUGGAUGUUCCCAGUGUGGUGGGACCCCCCCUUCUAGGGUCAGGACGUGGACAGUAACAUCUGUGCAAGUGUUGACUGGAAAAAUAAAGUGUUGAUUGGCUAGAACUGCUGCCGCCUGCCUGCCUGCCUCACUGCCAGCUGCCUCCCACACUGCUCUGUUCCCUCCUCGCCCCCCUGUCCCCAGUCUUGCUCCUGGCUAUUUAUAUUUACUGUGGUGCAAAACUAGGCCAGAAGCAAGGAUUACCCUAACAGCCCUAACUUGCCCUUAGUCAUCUUCCCUGACAGCGUGAUAUGUUAGUGAGAUUUAGCAUGUGUGAAUAAAGUGUAUGCAGGAGGAAAUUGCCUCGUCUUCCCAAUCAGUAGAAAUUGAGGACCGUAACAGUUGUUUACUAUGUCGCCUACAACCUUAAUGUCUUCAGAAGUCCUUACCAAUCCACGUUAACAAUUAGCACGUUCAGCCAUGGCUUCUGUAUCCUGGGGACCCAAACAAGGAGGACUUCACGCCCAUGUCAGAACUGUUUUGAGGCCAAAGUACACUAAAGAAAUAGUAUCUAACGCA
This is a messenger RNA of Canis lupus familiaris (dog), 3023 nucleotides long. It is a transcript of the gene RETREG2, whose product is annotated as reticulophagy regulator family member 2. The record is from RefSeq and is a predicted model, not a curated record. Lineage: Eukaryota; Metazoa; Chordata; Mammalia; Carnivora; Canidae. The transcript is spliced from 9 exons. The coding region runs from base 16 to 1665 and encodes 549 amino acids.